CCAAAUUUUUGCCAAAUGUGCUCCAAUCUCCCAUGGUACACCUUCAUGGAGUCGUCUUUUCACGCGAAGCCAUAAAUGGAUGCACAAAGAUGAGAGUUCUGGCGCCAAUUUCUCAGCGAUUUAUAAGCAACACAAAAUUCUCUCUCUCACUUCAAAAUUACCACUCUCUUCAACUUCCAUUUCUUCUACAAACUCCUUUUAAAUUCCCAUCUCUCUUAAACCCUCCUAAAACCCUACGUUGUUUCCUCCAUUGCAGAGCAACCAUGGCAGUUGAACCCACCUCAAAUGUUCAAAUUAAAGAUGAAAUUCAUCUGACGGAGAAAGAAACCCUAAUUUUUAACCGCCUUAAAGAUGUUCUUCAUCAUUUUAAUCUCAACACCCAGCUUCGAGUUGCCGGUGGUUGGGUCCGAGAUAAGCUUCUGGGCAAAGAUUGUUAUGACAUUGACAUUGCUAUAGAUAACAUGAUGGGUAGAGAGCUUUGUGAAAAGAUCAAUGAAUACCUGUUGAAGACUGGAGAAGAUGUUCAAGGAAUUGGCGUUAUUCAAUGCAAUCCUGACCAAUCAAAACACUUAGAAACUGCAAGGAUGCGCCUUUUUGAUCUGUGGAUUGAUUUUGUAAACUUGAGGGCAGAAGACUACAGUGAAAAUAGUCGCAUCCCUACCAUGAGAUUUGGCACUCCGGAAGAGGAUGCUUAUAGGAGGGAUUUGACUAUAAACAGCUUGUUCUACAACAUUAAUACCGAUUCGGUGGAAGAUAUUACUGGAAGAGGCAUUGCAGAUUUGAAGUUAGGAAAAAUAGUCACUCCUUUGCCCCCGAAGGAGACGUUUUUAGAUGAUCCGUUGCGCGUGCUCCGAGCCAUUCGUUUUGGAGCAAGGUUUUGUUUUGUGCUAGAUGAGGGACUAAAGGAAGCAGCUGCUUCUCAUGAUGUGAGAACUGCCAUUGCGGACAAAAUCAGCAGGGAAAGGAUAGGUCAUGAAAUAGAUCUCAUGAUGGGAGGAAACCAACCUGUUAAAGCAGUAACCUAUAUUUGUGAUGUGCAAUUAUUUUGGGUUGUUUUUAGUCUUCCUUCCAAUGUUGAGCCAUCACCAGCAGAAGCAUCUCAUAGGCUUUGUCUUGCUUUCAUGGAUUCAUCGUGGAGACUUAUUCAGUCACUGGAAGCCCUUGUCUUAAAUGUCAGGCUACAUGAUGAACAGAGGCGACUCUGCUUAUAUGCUGCUUUAUUUCUUCCAUUAAGGAGCAUGAUAUACCGAGAUAAGAAGAAGAAGAAGAUCCCCGCCGUUGAUUACAUUUUCCGAAGUUCUCUUAAACUUAAAGCGAAGGAUCCUGAAACAGUUAUCAGUGUGCAUCGUGCAACAGAAAAAUUCAUACCAUUGAUUUCUUACAUCACUUCAGAAAAGGAUGUGCAACAUGUUGAAGCUCAGUGCGGGAAGAUUCUUAUUGAUGUGCCUGAGACUUCAAAAUUAAGGAUAUUAACAGGCUUGCUUCUCCGGGAAAUCAAAGACUUCUGGCCAGUUGCAUUGCUUGUAUCCACAUUACUGUAUCCUGAUGAUGGUUUACCUGAAUCAUCAGUUGAGGACAACUUGAAGUUGGAGAAAUGCAGGGAGUUGUUUAAGCUUGUGAAGGACAAAAUUAUGAAACUAGGUCUUGAAAACAUUUGGGAGGCAAAGCCAUUAGUCAAUGGGAAGGACAUUAUGAGUAUCUUAAACCUCAAAGCUGGACCAAAUGUGAAAGAAUGGCAACAAAAAGUUAUUGAAUGGCAACUUGCCUAUCCUUCUGGAACUGCGGAUGAAUGCCAAGAAUGGCUGAGAGAAGCAGGUGCAAAACGUGCAAAGACAAACGAUAAUGGCUGCGCUGAUGUAACUUCCUGAGGGUAUGUAUGCUUUGCGAGCUUGAAGUUGUGAAGGAGCCCUUAAAUGAUGUCGGAUCACAAUGCUGCGUCCCUGGAGCCUCACUCGCUCUUUUCUCUGUCAACGAUUACGCAGACUUCAUCUGCCCAAGGUUAAACGAGUUCAAAGAAUUUGGGCCAAGAAUUUGAGUAAAAGUUGAAUGAAAGGAUUAGUGAUCAGCAAAGCUGAUCCAUUUUUGUACCAUUGACAAUUGACAUGUACAUACAAUGCUCUGAACCUUGUAAAAUAUAGCAAUUGUAACGGCAUUUUUGGUACAAUAUGUUAUGCGACUCAUGGAAUUUGAAAAAAGUAAUAAUCUUAAUUUCGUUUUUUUCUUCUUAA
Messenger RNA from Beta vulgaris subsp. vulgaris (sugar beet), 2228 nucleotides. RefSeq names its product tRNA nucleotidyltransferase cca2. Gene Ontology annotation, molecular function: RNA binding; ATP:3'-cytidine-cytidine-tRNA adenylyltransferase activity. The transcript has 15 exons. The record is from RefSeq and is a predicted model, not a curated record. NCBI's taxonomy places the organism in Eukaryota, Viridiplantae, Streptophyta, Magnoliopsida, Caryophyllales, Amaranthaceae. Gene Ontology annotation, biological process: tRNA 3'-terminal CCA addition. Bases 33 to 1868 code for a protein of 611 amino acids.